Molecule: messenger RNA, 1238 nt
Organism: Exophiala mesophila
Lineage: Eukaryota; Fungi; Ascomycota; Eurotiomycetes; Chaetothyriales; Herpotrichiellaceae
Exons: 2
Coding region: 174-941 (255 amino acids)
Cellular component (GO): cytosol
Molecular function (GO): electron transfer activity
Source: RefSeq, a predicted model, not a curated record
CUCGUACACUCCAAAAACAUAGUUCUUAUGUUCCAGCGGUGAUUUUCCUCUCUCUACACUUUGAGCACAGGAGGUCAUUCUUUACCACUCCACUUGACUCUUCGAUUUUCCUGCACUAUAUUGUGGUAGGACAGUGGCUGCAUUGAUCUUGUCUCGAACGUCACCAUAACAAGAUGUCGACCAAGCUUCGAAUUCUCGUGCCCAUUAAACGGGUCAUCGAUUAUGCUGUCAAACCCCGAGUGAAGUCCGACCGGACUGGCGUCGAGACCUCCGGCGUCAAACACUCCCUCAACCCCUUCGACGAACUAUCGAUCGAAGAAGCCGUACGACUACGAGAGCGCAAACAACCCGUCGAAGAGAUUGUGGCCGUGACCGCCGGCCCCGCCAAAGCAGUCGAAACGCUACGAACAGCCAUGGCCAUGGGUGCGGAUCGAUCGAUACACGUCGAAGUGCCAGAAGACAAGCCUCUAGAGCCCCUCGGCGUGGCCAAGCUAUUGAAAGCCAUUGCCGACCAGGAAAAGAGCAACGUUGUGAUCCUAGGAAAACAAGCUAUUGACGAUGACGCGGGCCAGACCGGGCAGAUGUUGGCGGGACUGCUGAACUGGCCGCAGGCUACGCAAGCAAGCAAAGUCACCAUCGACAAUGAUCAGGUCACGGUGGAGAGGGAAGUUGAUGGUGGUACGGAGACGAUCAAGGCCAAGCUCCCGUUGAUCAUCACCACGGACUUGCGGCUCAAUGAGCCGAGAUAUGCUAGUUUGCCUAAUAUCAUGAAGGCGAAGAAGAAGAAGGUCGACAAGAAGUCUCUGGCUGAUUAUGGCGUCGAUGCUACUCCCCGCUUGAAGACCGUCAAGGUGGAGGAGCCUCCCGUUAGACAAGGUGGUGGUAAGGUCGAGGAUGUUGAUGGCCUCAUUGGCAAAUUGAAGGAACUCGGCGCUAUCUAAGCUACUGACAAAGCGAGUCUCUGACUCCAAGUCUGAUGUCAAACAUGAACGCGGUUUCUUGCCUGUCGUGGAGGCUGCUGUCACUGGGAUAAUUAUAUAAAAAUGUUUGGGUACAUAAAAGAUGACACCACCAUUAUGAGGACAAGAUCUCUUGAUUGUCGAGGAAAAAGGUCCCUGAUAUCAGCGUCUGUUUGACAGCUGGGUCGCGAGCAGCCUCGUGCAUCAUGCAUAAGUCAUACAAACAUGAAAAUCCAUUUCUGGACGCUUGAGCUACCAGCAUUUACAGGAUUCAUUAAA